Molecule: messenger RNA, 1153 nt
Organism: Saccostrea cuccullata (small rock oyster)
Lineage: Eukaryota; Metazoa; Mollusca; Bivalvia; Ostreida; Ostreidae
Exons: 2
Coding region: 31-966 (311 amino acids)
Source: RefSeq, a predicted model, not a curated record
AUCAAAACACUCCUACAUCUUUUUGAUCACAUGAUAAAGCCUGUUGCAUUAUAUGGCUGUGAAAUUUGGGGAACCCUUACAGCACGCAUACAAGAUAAAAACAAACAUUUAUACGAUAUUUUUAAAGAGUGGGAGGCAGAAAGCUUAAAUAUCAAAUUUUGUAAAUAUCUAUUGGAAGCUGGGAAGAAAAGUACUAAUAUUGCAAUAAUUUCUGAACUGGGAAGAUACCCUAUGUAUUUUUCAAUUAUUCAAAACAUCUUAUUAUACUGGCAUAGGUUGCAAUCAAGUCCAGAAUCUUCCCUGUUACAUAAAGCAUAUACAGAAAAUAUUAACCUUAAUCAAGGCAAUAUUAACUGCUGGUACAAAAAUGUAAUUUAUUAUAGUAAGAAAAUUAAUCUCUCAUUACCAGAAUGUAAAACAUACAAAAACACAUUUUUAAAAAAACAAGUUAAGAAACAUUUGAAAAAACACUUCCUACAAUAUUGGAAAAUGAAACGUGAAGAGGGACUGGAAUCUGGAAAACUUACUACUUAUUUUAUGUUUAAAGAAAAUUUUAUAAUGGAAAAAUAUAUGUACAUUAAAUCUCAUAAAAUAAGAAAAUCCAUUUGCAGAUUUAGAAUAAGUGCUCAUGACCUAAGAAUUGAAAAAGGCAGAUAUGAAUCUGUAAAAAAUAAUGCUGGUCAAAGAAUCCCCUUAGAUAGAAACAAAAGAAUAUGUUUAAUGUGUAAUCAAAACAAUAUAGAAGAUGAAUAUCAUUUUCUUACUGAAUGCCCAUUAUAUACUGAGGAGAGAGAUAAAUUUUUUCGUGAUAUCUCAUUACUAAACAAAAAUUUCAUAUUAUUAUCAAAAGGAGACAAAUUUCUCUGGUUAAUGUCUAAUGAAGAUAAUCUAAUUAUUACAAAGCUAAGUGAAUAUCUUGUCAAAGCCUUCAAAAUAAGGCAUAAUGCCAUGAGUUUUCAUAAAUAAUGUUAUAGACACAUAUUUAUUUGUAAACUGGGAUAUAUGUAUAUUGAUAAUAUUGAUUUUGAUUGCAUGUUAAUUAACAAUUUGAUAACCCCAACUGCUGCAUCUACAUGUCCAGUUACUUGUAAUAUUAUAUCAGAUAUAUACAUGUGUGUGUAUGUGUGUUUAUGUUUUUUCUUCAACCUUUCUU